GAAGCAUACAAAAUCAAGUUUUCAUUGCAGAAGAGAGAGGGAGAGAGAGAGAGAGAUGGAGGCUCUCAAUUUCAACAGAAGCAACAUCAGGUGGAAGAAGAGACCCUAUCCCAGAUCGCCAUCCUCCCUACUCCCCAUCUCUCUCCUCUUCCUCCUCUUCUCUUUCCUCCUUUUCCUCUCAUACAAGCACAUUUCCACUUCUACCCCCACAAAUCCCCCACCAUCCCGCUUCUGCAACUCGCAGAAAACCCUAGCAGGAGAAAAGUUCCUCUGGUACGCGCCCCACAGUGGGUUCAGCAACCAGUUGUCCGAGUUCAGAAACGCCGUUUUGAUGGCAGCGAUACUCAAUCGUACCCUAAUUAUCCCUCCUGUUCUGGAUCACCACGCCGUUGCUCUCGGUAGUUGCCCUAAAUUUAGGGUUUUGAAUCCCACCGAGCUUCGAUUUUCUGUCUGGAACCACGUCAUUGAUCUCAUUCAUAGUCGCAGGUAUGUUUCAAUGGCUGACAUAAUUGAUCUUUCAAAAUUAGUAUCUGGUUCAGAUAUUCGAGUAAUAGAUUUCAGCAUAUUUAUAUCUAUCUGGUGUGGAGUCCAUAUUGACUUGGCUUGCUCGACGGAGUCAAAUAGACAGUCCUCGUCGUUGGAAACCAUGAGAGAAUGUGGGUCACUACUAUCCGGUAACAAUGGUAAUGCAAAUAGCUGUGUGCAUGUUGUAGAUGAAGAUUGCAGAACAACAGUUUGGACUUACGGAAAAGACAGCGAAGAUGGGAUAUUAGACUCUUUCCAACCAGACGAAGAACUUAAGAAGAAAAAGAAAAUCUCGUACAUCAGGACACGUCGUGAUGUAUAUAAAACCCUUGGACCUGGUUCAGGAUCUGAAUCAGCCACUAUCUUGGCAUUUGGAAGCCUUUUCACAUCGCCAUAUAAAGGUUCAGAGCUGCACAUUGACAUCCAUGAAGCUCCUAAAGAUCAAAGAAUGCAAUCUUUAAUUGAAAAGGUGAGAUUUCUCUCGUUUGUCCCUGAGAUUACUAAUGCCGGGAAAGAGUUUGUUAAUGAGAAAAUCAAAUCACCUUUUUUGUGUGCCCAACUUAGGUUGUUGGAUGGGCAGUUUAAGAACCACUGGAAGGGUACUUUUCUGGGGUUAAAACAAAAGAUAGAAUAUUUAAGACAUGAAGGUGGUCCUCUUCAAAUUCAUAUCUUUGUGAUGACUGAUCUUCCAGGGGGUAAUUGGACCGGAAGUUAUUUGGAGGAAUUAGCAAAUUCAGAUAGCUUAAAGCUGCAUGUCCUGAGAGAAAACGAUGAGAUAGUGAUAACAACUGCAAAGAAACUUGGGGAUGCUGGAAUGAAGAAGCAUUGUCGCCCUCCAUUGCUACCUGAUAUACUUUUAUACAUUGAGGAAACUGUUUGCAGUUGUGCUAAGCUUGGUUUUGUGGGAACUGUUGGUUCAACAAUUGCAGAGAGUAUAGAGCUUAUGAGGAGAUAUGGUGUUUGCUCCCGUGAGGGCACUUUUCAAUUGUAGCUAUUGGAAAGUUCCCUUUUUUGAUCUCAGAGAGUAAAUGUCGCCUACUGCCAUUCGCCUGAAAUCAGUCACUUUGAUGGGUGAUGAAGCUCCUACGAUUUGGGCUUUCUAAAUUUGCCAAAAUCCCAAAACAGAUUGUGGCUUGUUAUAUAUGUAUAACUGCUCUGACAUGGUUGAAAUUUGGGUACAAUUGAGCUGCAAAAUUCUGAUAGGAUGGAUUACUCCAGUUGUAUGGGUUGCAUUUUAUUGCAAGUGAGACCAUAUUUGGACAAGUUUAAUCUACAAUACAAGAAGAGAUGAUCCAAUUCUGAAUGCAAUGGCUUCCUUAGUGGUUAUCAUGUUUCAACAGAGGUUGCUUGAGUACUUGUGACAAUCUCAAUCAAAGUGGAGCGCUCCAACUUAUUCCCCCAUUUGUAGGGAUCGGUCUGCGUGUGAUGCCCAGUUGAUAUACUGUUUGAAGUUAGAUGAGCAGUGCUGAUUUCCGGAUUGUUGUCUGUCGAAUAUGGUUCUUUUUCAAUGUUGAGUUCACGGCAGUUAAUGUAUUGUAGUGGAAUAGUGUCAUAUCAUUUUUUUCUCUCAAUCUUAUUCAUCGUUGAUUUGUUUGAUUUCC
Molecule: messenger RNA, 2126 nt
Organism: Rhododendron vialii
Lineage: Eukaryota; Viridiplantae; Streptophyta; Magnoliopsida; Ericales; Ericaceae
Product: O-fucosyltransferase 30
Exons: 2
Coding region: 56-1516 (486 amino acids)
Source: RefSeq, a predicted model, not a curated record